This is a messenger RNA of Aedes albopictus (Asian tiger mosquito), 1966 nucleotides long. Its product is annotated as probable cytochrome P450 28a5. The coding region runs from base 295 to 1794 and encodes 499 amino acids. The transcript has 3 exons. The record is from RefSeq and is a predicted model, not a curated record. Gene Ontology annotation, molecular function: monooxygenase activity; iron ion binding; heme binding. NCBI's taxonomy places the organism in Eukaryota, Metazoa, Arthropoda, Insecta, Diptera, Culicidae.
CAAAGUUUCUAUCUAAAUUUAGCAUACUUGCGAUCAUGAUUCACCGCGCUCGAAUGAUAGAAUUUAUUGAAUAAAAUUUGAUAAGCACAUAAUCUCUGCAGAAUGUUAGCAGCAGAGUUUGAUCCAAUACAUACAUUUGCCACGCGCAGUCAAAAUUCAGAACCCACUGAGAGUGUGUGCAAUUAUUCGAAUCACCAUCGGAACUUAUAACUCUCGCGCUCACACAUGCCGCAUCAGUUCGCGUUUGUCGUUUUCGUAGAGAGGUGGUGCUCGCACCUCGAACAGUGGUAAAAAAUGAUUCUAACAAUCACAUUAAUCGUGUCGGCGGUAGCAGCCAUUUAUCUUUAUCUGACCUGGAACAACAAUUACUGGAAGAAACUCAAUGUUCCCGGUCCCAGCCCCUUACCCGGACUGGGUAGCUUCCCGUCGUUUGUGCUGCAACGGCGACCCGUCGCGGAUGAGAUGGAUGAAAUAUACAGAGACUACAAACAGAAGUACAAAUUUGUCGGUGUGUUCAGCAAUCGGUCACCGCGAAUCAUGAUCACGUCACCGGAGCUAGCAAAAGACGUUCUGUCGAAAAAUUUCAAGAACUUUCACGAUAACGAAUUCGGCGAGAUGACAAACAAAGAGAUCGAUCCACUUUUUGGGCGUAAUCCAUUCAUGUUGAACGGCGAGGAGUGGAAGGCGAAACGUGCUGAAGUAACACCCGCGUUCACGACUUCUCGAAUGAAGGCGCUCUUCCCAUUGGUGGAGGACGUAUGCUCCAGAAUGACCAAAUAUGUGAAGGAAAAUCGGGGAACUGUUCAAGAUGCCAAAGAGCUGUCAGCUAAAUUUACUACGGAUGUUGUUUCCAGCUGUAUAUUUGCUUGUGAUGCUCAAUCGUUUACCAGUGAAAAACCAGAAAUUCGAGAACAAGGACGGAAGCUGAUGGAGCAAUCAUUUUCUUCGUUUCUGGUUAUGAUAUUUAUCAUGAAUUUCCCUACUUUGGCGAAAAUUUUUCAAAUUGGUAUAGUUCCAAAAUCGUUGGAGAAAUUCUUCACCGAUUUGAUGAAAGAAGCUAUUCUCCACCGUGAAGCGAGCGGUACAAACAGAGCAGAUUAUCUGGACUAUCUAAUCAGUUUGAGAAACAAGAAGGAAAUAUCGGAGCUUGAUAUGGCUGCUCACGGAGUGACAUUCUUUAUCGAUGGAUUUGAAACAUCAAGCGUAGCUAUUUCGUUCAUGCUGUAUGAAAUCGCAAAGAACCCCGAGGUACAAAAACGAUUGAGACAAGAGCUUCUGAAGGUCACUUCUGAAAAUGGAACUGUACCCUACGAUUCUCUUCUCGAACUUCCCUAUCUGGAGCAAGUUGUUAACGAGAGUCUUCGUCUGUGGCCUCCAGCAGCAUUCACAUCCAAGAAGUGCACAGAACCCAUAGAGCUGCCCCUAACGGAUUCACGAAACGUGCUCAUUGGCAAGGAAAUUUGUGCCAUCAUCAACAUCUGGUCUAUGCAUCGUGAUCCGGAAUACUACGACGAUCCGCUGACCUUCAAUCCGGAUCGGUUUAGUCCAGAAACCGGUGGUACCGGCCCGUACCGAGAGAAGGGAUGCUUCAUUCCGUUCGGCGAUGGACCACGUCAAUGUUUGGGAAUGCGUUUCGCCCGUAUGCAAGUCAAGCGUUGCUUGUACGAGCUGGUGAAGAAUUUUGAAAUCACGGUCAAUCCCAAAACGAAAGAACCCAUGAAGUUGGACCCCAAGCAAUUCCUGACCAUGCCAUUGGGGGGCAUUUGGUUGGAUUUUGAGCCGAUUUCGAAAUGAAACCUUUCUUGGAGCAUACUAGAUAAGUGUUUUUGAAGCUUUUCUUUGGAUUGAUAUACUGUAGCUGGUGAUCCUUUUAUUUUACCUUUAAGUUAUGUACGAGAAUUAAUAAAAAGCUUUAUACCAAGUGUUUUUUAAUAUAUUAGAUAAAUUUAACGCGCACUUCGCUUAU